Messenger RNA from Somion occarium, 5137 nucleotides. The record is from the annotation of a GenBank genome assembly. Lineage: Eukaryota; Fungi; Basidiomycota; Agaricomycetes; Polyporales; Cerrenaceae.
GGCCUUGGUCUUCCUCCGCCAUGAUGCAUGAUCCACCAAACUCUUCACUGGGUAAGCCGAUCAUGCCGACUGCGCAGUGAGCUUGGUGGAAGGAGGGUGUUCAUUUCCCGAGCAUCUGGGUCAACGAUAACGACACUGAAGAGCGUUUUUUCUCCAUCCAGGAUUGAAUAUUGAACGGGGAGGUGAACAUAGUGACUGGAUAAGAACAGAGAUACGCAGGGUUAAGCGUUCGCGGGAGGCGAAUUGGGGACCUCGUGGGCGCCUAGCACUCUUCACGUUGGGUUUGCUCUCGAGCAGAUCUUUCGUGUUCGUCACAUUCCUCGAGAUACCUCUUCACUCAUUGUCUCAUUUCGCCUUUGCUCUGGUCUGGAUGGCCAGCUAGAAGCAACCCAAAAUUCACAACGCCAGCGAGGUGCUUGUCGGAAGAUUGCACGUGACCGCUUUUAUUGUGUUUCGUCAAGUUAGAGGUGCGCGCAAACCUCGUGGCCGGCGUUGCUCACAGCGGGCUGCUCGCCAUGGAUAAUUCUCUAAUCUUGCCACGUCUUAGGCUCACGCGACGACGUACGCGGAACAAGAUGCAUAACGGCAAUCUCUACGACACACCCGGAGCUGGCCCUUCUCGCGUUUCUUCAGACCAACACGGUUAUGAUCUUCACGAUGAUGAUGAGGACAACGAAUCCACGCCCAGAUUAUCAGCUGGAGUAAAACUUGCUGCAGAGAGAAACUCUCCACUUUCCUACACUCAACCUGUUGAAGAUCACGUUGGCCGUCUACGUUCCCUUCUUGCUCGCGCAAAGGAUACCCCGUCACCCACCUCACGCGCACCCGUGCCCUCUUCUCCGUCUGAUAAAGCCUCAGACUUCGAGCCCGUGAAUUAUAGCACAACUGCGAAUAGCAUAGCUAGCCAAAGCCUCAAGGAGCUCUUUUCGAACGCGCUACGUGAACCAGGACAGACCCCUCGGAAAUUCCAGAAACGGCGGAACAGCAUUGAUGCUAGCGAGGUCGAGGACAGUCCGCGUCUUGAACUCGUUCAUAAGGAACGAGCGUAUAACAAGGGCAAGCGGAGAAGCAUGAGCGAUGAAGAAGCUGAGUUGGCUUCAGUACAUUCCCGUAAAAGCGACACCUCCUACAGAUCCUCUGCUGCGGCAUACGAUGCCCUACGGCAGAAACUCACUCUAUCUACGACCAGGCCGCCUCCCCCUUCAUCUGAACAAUCUGAUUCUGAUGUUCCUAUGGAAGUCAGUGGAGAUACGGCCACCAUAAUGAAGCAGUUCGGUAGCUCAACAGGAGCACCCCUAUCUACAAGCACACCUAUGCGCUCGCUAGCAAUACCCUCCCACUUGCAAAUGCAUUCAAAUCUGUUGGACCAGGAUUCUGAGAUGCAGAGAGCAAUGAACGGCGUUGAAAGUUCAGAGGCAGAGUCUGCACCUAAGGAAUCUACCCCAAGUCCCAACAAUACGCGAAGAUUGGCAUUUCCUUCUGGGCGACGCGUUAGUGGACCCACUCCAGCGCGACCUCUAUCCUGGUCGUCUCACUCCAAGUCGCAUACGCAUCAUAACCUACCUUUGGUGAGGAGAGCAAGCGAAGAGAUUGAAAAAUCAUCUUCACGCGCGAGCUCUUCCAUGUCGAAUGCGGAAUUUCCGGAAUCCGAGAAGCUGCGUAACCAGGAGCGUAAUUGGAAUAGACCUAACGGCAGGUCGCCUGCGCACAUUCCUACUACUCCAGAACACGUUCGGCACCAUCACUCUCAUUCCUCUCCAUCACAAAGCAUGGGACGAGGAAGUCCUAUGCAAAUGCAGUCGAGAAGACUGAGUGCAGCUUCUUUGCAGAGCCUUGAUGAUGAUAGCUUCUCUAGGUCGAGUUCUUUAAGCUCGAAAUCUGAAUAUCGAGAGCGUCAAAGAGAGGCUGAAGAAGAACGAAAUAAGCUGAGGGAACAACAGUGGAAUAAGCCGCCACUGAGGACACGAGCUUCAUCCACCUUUGGCACUCAAUCUCUCGACGACCGUAUGCGCACAUAUAGUCAACCAGCCCGGCCAGAUUCUGCGGCUAGUUAUCUCUCUCCAGACCGGGGUGCCCUGUCUCGACAAGGAUCUCUAAGCUCAGUGUCAGGCUCAAGUCGUGCUACUUCUCCCUCUAGUUCCCAUGCGAGCCGAGAUGUAGAGAAGGAGCAUGUUAAUGAACUAGAACGUGUCGCCCAGCACGAACGGGAGCAUAAUUGGAAUUCACCAAGGCCUAAAUGGUUUCACCGGAGAUCUGUGUCACCUUCACUGUCUCCUGUCGCGUCCUCUUCUGGAGUGGACUUUCGAAUGUCGAAUGGAUCCACGAAUCGUCCUGGCACUCGUGCAAUUAUGGAUGAAUCUUUCCCAGGCCAGCCGUCCCUCUCGCAAAUGAAUAUUUCAGAUGGUUCAUUCACCCCAGCACCGGAAUUUCCUCCGAGAGCGAUGUCCUCUCCAUCUCGUGCAGCCAAUGGCGUUAGCCGGCUUCCUCGGCUAUCCUCCCCUCAACAUCACCAGGAGCCGACUAUCGAUUACGAUUCGAGCAGGACGCAAACGCCUGGUGCACGCUUUGGAUUCCAAUUUCCUAGCCGUCGCCCUCAAUUACCUCCAUUCGAGUUGGAUGCGGACAACGCGGAGCGACCAUCUUCGCGACCAUCAAGUCGACUCUCGAUGUCUGAUCAGUCCAAACACGUCAGCCACAUUCCGGUGAGGUCAUCGCCGAAGAGGACGCGUACUCAAUCGAGUCCCAAAGACGAUUCGGACCGUAAGAAAGGUAUCAGACGGAAUCUGAUGGGAGAGUUCAGUGAAGUGUUGAACUCCAUCCCGCCUCCCAUUCUGGAUCAGCCUGAACCUGAACCUGAGCCUGUUGUGGUUAAUCCUCAAGAUGAGAUUCAUGAUAGCGACCAGGAGCCGAUCUCUUCCACAAACACUCCCACUGCUAAGCCAGUUCCGCUACCGUCGGCCACGCCUCCUGGUUCUCCUCCCAAGGAGUUAAAUGUUGACACCAUCAAGGACAUGCCACCAAAUAGAAACUUGAACGACACUGAGAGACCUGAAUCACCACCACCCACGCCACCGCCAGUGAAACCUGAUGAACCUCGCACCUCUUCCGUCAUGCAAACUCCUCCGCGUCCAUCGUUCCGCGCUUCCACACUCGAGUUCCAGACACCGUCUCCUCCUAAGUUUCUACCGGAACUCCCAGGACCCCCGCCUGAUUCGUCAGGAGAUGAACUCGAUAAUCAACACACUCCUUCCAAUUUCGACAGUGACAAGUUUGCGAACAUGACUACGAUGAAGACGCCUAGGCCUCCUGGAGCUUGGAUAACCACACCGGCAGCCCAGUUCGAGAAAGAGUUGAUAUCGAGACCUAGCUCUACUCCUCCGGAAAGAAUCCCUUCACUUCUAGAUACUGCAGUAGCGAAGCGUCCUGCGACAAUGUCGAAAGCUAGUGCAACACCUCUCCAGACACCUGCUCCUCCUGGGGCUUGGGUGGCAACGCCUAUACCAACCACAGCGCGGCGAAAGAGCAUCCUCAAAGUGCGCUUCGACGUGGAAGCGGGCAAUGCUUCUUCUGAUGGGUUUCCGGAGAUACCUGUGGUGGGCCCUAAGGACGCGAAACAGUAUCGGGAAAAUGACACCUCAAAUCCUUUGCUCGAUACACCACCUAAUCGUGUGUCUAAUGGUCCCGAAAAGCCUUAUGUCAAGCUUGAGAUUGAAUCGUCCGUUGACGAUGAUAGCCCAUCCCCGUAUACUCGGCCCGUUAAGACUUCGAAAUCACCAACGGUACGCGUACUUGAUGCGUUCGGUCGAGAGACUGCUGUCGAUGAGCAGCAACAGCCACCUAAGUCGGAGGAGAGUAUGGACAUCCUUUCGGAGGAUAUCAAGAGAAGUCAUGCUCCAAAACGGGAGGAAAGGGAGACGAUGCCGGUUCGCCAAUCUGUCACCCCUCGUAGCAGAAGUACUAUCCGGAUCGUCGAUGCUAUGGGUCGUGAAGUCCAAGAGGCAUCGGUGACGCCUGAUACUGCCAAUAGCACAGAAUCCGAGCCAUCCACGCCAUUGUCUCAUAAUGAGGCCCUGGCUCGCGUGCGGGAGACUAUCGCCCAUCUGGCACACGAUUUGGAUGAUGUGGACAGAAGCUGUGAUGAACUUGCACACGAUGAGAAUCGUAUCGACGCAUUGGAAGAUGCUUCCAAGGCUGCUCGUAAUGCUCGCAAGCGGAUAUCGGAGUCCUUACAGCUGGUGAAGACGGCGGAGGACGACCUCCGUAGCAAGUUCGGUUCAUUGCGGGAAGGCAUGCACAAAAGCAAAUUGCUGCCGACCUUGGAAGGUACUCGGGUGCGUUCAUGGAGCUUGUUCAACACCUGGACCAUUUGCCUCUUCGUGAUCAUCCAGGUUGCCAUCUUCAUUGCCAUGUAUCGGUAUGCUCCACAUUUUUUGGACCCUUCUAAGUGGGCUAACCAUCCAUCACCCGUCACGUAGGCAUUCCAACGUCAGAGCGAGAAAGCUAUUUCUUUCGACAUACUAUGACCCAUUUAAUCCUGAUAUCUUCUUGCAUAUCACGAACCCUGAAAACGUUUACCAUUUGAUACCCUACACAUUCACCUGGUCGCCCACCUCAAUUCCAGAUGCUAUAUCUCGUGAAGGGUGGAGAGGCGUUACCAGCGAAUUAUGGGGCAACGUCACUUGCCUUGCUACUGAUAUCCAGCGUCGAGUUUGGGAUGCCUGGUCCGCGCGAGAUCAUAGCAUUUCGUGGGAAUCCUGGCCUCCGACAUGACACAGGACAAUUUCGACAUUUUGUUUCAAUGUAGCAACCUAUCUUAUUCAUCUAACCUUGGUUAUCUGUUGUAUAAUUAUAGGAGUGCCCAUGGCGCGUAAUAGAUAUAUAUUACAAGUCCGUGUGGUAUAUCAUGACCAAAAAUAGGACGGGUAUACCAAACGUAGCGUAUAUGAGCUGGCGUAAUCAACAAUUGAUCAUGCAUGGAGGAACGUCUGCGAAUUGGAGGAAUCGAGGGAUUGUUUCUCAACCAAUCCACCCACGAACUUCUUGACUAUGGGCUCCCAGCAUUCUGUAGCCAAUUGCAUGUGCUCGCCGUCGCAGGUCUCGAGGACAACAUCUCCUCGCUCGUCAAGAGUUUUCAGAC